AUGGCCAGUCCCUGGCAGGUCCCACAGCUCCUGCUGGCCAUUCUGAUGGUGCUGGUGGCCUUCAGCGACCAAUUCAGGAGGAAGACUUACAUCAGCGUGAGUGAGGAGACAGCAGUGAGUGAGUUCGUUCCCGAGACCCUGCGCUUCCUCAAUGAACAGUACAACCAAGACAGUGAGGAUGCGUACAGCUUCAGGAUCAUGCGAGUGCUCCAGGUGCAGAGCCAGGUGACUGAUCACUUGGAACAUCACGUCAAGGUGGAAAUGCAGAGAACCACAUGCCUGAAGCCCACAUACAGCAACUGCGCCCCUCAGGAAGGGGAACAGGCCAAGCAAAUCAGUUGCUACUUCUCUGUGUACACGAACCCCUGGAAUAAAAAGUACAAGAUCUUGAAGAAGCAGUGUGAGGACCAUACCUCCCCCAUGGCUCCCACCUCGCAGAAGCCCGUAGUCCUCAGCACGGACAAUAAACAGGACUGA
Octodon degus (degu) is the source of this 477-nucleotide messenger RNA. It is a transcript of the gene Cst11, whose product is annotated as cystatin 11. Lineage: Eukaryota; Metazoa; Chordata; Mammalia; Rodentia; Octodontidae. The coding region runs from base 1 to 477 and encodes 158 amino acids. The record is from RefSeq and is a predicted model, not a curated record. The transcript is spliced from 3 exons. Gene Ontology annotation, cellular component: cytoplasm; nucleus; sperm flagellum. Gene Ontology annotation, molecular function: cysteine-type endopeptidase inhibitor activity. Gene Ontology annotation, biological process: defense response to Gram-negative bacterium.